AUGGUUGAACACCUUGCCGUCAUAUUCUAUGCAUUCAAACUGAGCUCAAAAUUAUCACAUCCAUCCGGAGAAGCAACGUCCAAACCCAAGCCGUUCAUUGCUGGCACAGAGUUCAGAGUUAAGUUGACUUCAAACUAUCAAGCUGACCGGCCUGGUCACACUACGUGCGCCCUCAAUCAAACAGCUUGGCAAGUGACAAACGUAACUACCUUGCUACUCAAUCAAGCUAGACCAGUCCUUGCCAUGCAAGAGUGGCGCCUCACGGAUCCGCCAACGGGCGCUUACCCACCAGAACACAACCCAUCAACCCCAGCCACCCUCAUCACCACGCCCAAUUAA
Messenger RNA from Puccinia triticina, 339 nucleotides. RefSeq lists its product as uncharacterized. Lineage: Eukaryota; Fungi; Basidiomycota; Pucciniomycetes; Pucciniales; Pucciniaceae. The transcript has 3 exons. The record is from RefSeq and is a predicted model, not a curated record. Bases 1 to 339 code for a protein of 112 amino acids.